Messenger RNA from Elgaria multicarinata webbii, 2060 nucleotides. RefSeq names its product glutamate rich WD repeat containing 1 (gene GRWD1). The transcript is spliced from 7 exons. Bases 79 to 1464 code for a protein of 461 amino acids. Gene Ontology annotation, biological process: ribosome biogenesis. Lineage: Eukaryota; Metazoa; Chordata; Lepidosauria; Squamata; Anguidae. Gene Ontology annotation, molecular function: protein binding. The record is from RefSeq and is a predicted model, not a curated record. Gene Ontology annotation, cellular component: nucleolus.
GCAGAAACACCGGCGGAAGUUAGGGAGGCUGAAGCCAGAGCGGGGCGGGGCCAAGAGGAGUCUCUGACCGCUGUCAAGAUGGAGGAGUCCAGCACGUGGGACGAGAGAAGUAGCGGCUCCAGCAGCAGCAGUGAUCGUGAUGACGAAGAGGAGGAGAUGGAGAUGGGGGAGAAAGGGCCAGAAGGAGCGAAAGUACAAGGGAAGGGUCGCGGGGGAACGUAUGUGCCGGGACAGGGUCCCCCUCCAGCACCUGGAGAAGAGCUGGUGAUGGAUGAGGGCGCCUAUCGGCUUUACCAUCGUGCAGGCACAGGCGCCCCUUGCUUGAGCUUUGACAUUGUGCGAGAUGCCCUUGGAGACAACCGAAACAGCUACCCACUGAGCCUUGUUCUUUGUGCUGGAACUCAGGCUGAAAGUGCCCAAGCCAAUAGGCUCAUGGUGAUGAAGAUGCACAACCUCCAUGGGACCAAACGAGCUGGUAAAGAUACUUCGGGGUCAGAGAGCAGUAGCAGCGAGAGUGAAGAUGAAGAAGAUGAAGAGAAGAAACCCCAGCUGGAACUGGCCAUGGUUCCCCAUUAUGGGGGUAUUAACAGAGUGCGGGUGACGGAGCUGGGUGAAUCACAGAUAGCAGCCGUUUGGUCUGAGAAGGGACAGGUGGCUAUUUAUGACUUACGGCAACCCCUAGUGGCUGUGUCUGACUCUCAAGCCAUGGCAGUCUUCCUGCGAGAAGAGCAGGCCAAGAUCAAACCCAUCUUCUCAUUCGCUGGGCAUAUGACGGAGGGGUUCGCCAUGGACUGGUCCCCCAAGAAGCCAGGCACUCUUCUGACUGGUGACUGCAACAAAAAUAUACAUUUGUGGACACCCAAGGAGGACGGCUCAUGGUUUGUAGACCAGCGACCUUUCACAGCCCACGCCGCAUCCGUGGAAGACUUGCAGUGGUCCCCAAACGAAGCUACGGUUUUUGCUUCCUGCUCCGCUGAUGCCUCCAUCCGCAUUUGGGAUACACGGGCGGCGCCAGGGAAAGCCUGCAUGUUGACAGCCAGCCAGGCGCAUGAUGCAGACGUCAAUGUAAUCAGCUGGAAUGGAAAUGAGCCCUUCAUCGUUAGUGGUGGAGAUGAUGGGGCCUUAAGGAUCUGGGACCUGAGGCAGUUCCAGAAAGGCUCUGCUGUUGCCACCUUCAAGCAGCACACGGCCCCCAUCACGUCUGUCGAAUGGCACCCUACAGACAGUGGCGUCUUUGCCGCCUCUGGAGCCGAUGACCAGGUGACGCAGUGGGACUUGGCUGUGGAGCGAGACGAGGAAGGGGAAGCAGAGGACUCUGCUUUAGCCUCCAUCCCACCCCAGCUGCUGUUUGUUCACCAGGGAGAGAAUGACAUCAAGGAACUGCACUGGCACCCACAGUGCCCUGGCACUCUGGUCACCACAGCCCUGUCUGGUUUUAACAUCUUUCGGACCAUCAGCGUCUGAGGGAGAGGCUUUCAAAAUGGCCACCUCAUGCCUCUCUUUUUCAGGCGAGGUGGCCCUUGGCCUUUUAUUCACUACUGCUUGUUUCAAGAUGGCUGCCACUUCUCCUUCCUGCGGACUAAGAACCUUCUAAAAGGGCUUCUUUUGUUGGUCUAAAUUAACUAAUCAUUUCUACUCUGGAAUAGAAGUCUCCACAGUUGUCCUAGACUAUAAGCUUGGCAGUUUUUUUGAUGAGGUCAUCCGCUUUUCCUGCCCUCCAAUUAAUGGAUGAUAACGAUUAGAAUAGCCUCUGUUCUCCUUUAUCUGCACUAAUUUCAUAGGGUUUAUUCUUUCUACCCGUGAGCAAAUUGGAUGACUCAGGCCUCAUGCAGAUGCUACCAUUCUGCUAUAGGAGAGAAAACAGAGAGUUCAAACGGAUUAGGGGUUUCUGCUGUGCGUGGACCUGUCUAGUCUGUAUGGUUUAUUAAACUCCUUUUAAGUAUCUGUACGAACUAUAGGUUUGCGGACGAUACUUCAGUGGGGAGGGAGCGAACAGUUUUCAAACCAGAAGCGUUUGCAAAGAAUGAUGUGUGUUUAAAUAUAAAUUAUUUUGGAAGAAA